GCUCUUGGACCACUUGAAGGUCAAGUGCGCGCGCAUCAUCGGGAGCCAGCUGGUUGAGGACAGUUUCAAUAUGGCAAAGGGCAGGGUGGACACCCAGAAGAAUACCGUUUCCUCCGCCCCCGCAACGAUGGCCACUUGCAUCGACGCGAAGGUGAUCGACUCGGUGCACGACUUCAAGCCCAUCGUCGUCGGCACGGAGCCGAUGGCCAGGUCCAGCACUUUCGAGCCGUCCACGUUCAGGCCGAGGCUGCAGCAGAGACACCUCGACGACGACACGAAGGCGCUCAAGUUGUGGGGCGUCGCAGGCCAUGCAGAUCCAUCCUGGUUCAGCCCAGGGUCACGGGGCAUGUUCUUGCCCUUCGCUGACAUCGAGGUGUUGCGCCAGUGCAAGGCGCAGCACAAGAUGAACUCGGUCGACAAGAAGUUCCUAUGCCGCUUGGUUAACGAGGGCUUGGUCAUCCAGCACAAGGGCAGCGGGGACAGAAGCUGGUAUAUUGGCAUGGGGAAUGUGGAGGGCAGCUUGGCCGUGGCAUGGCCCGUCUCCCCUUGCGACCCCAGCAACCGCGUUUUCACCUUCGACGCGAAGAUGAGCUUCAAGUUCUUCGUGGUCCUGGACCCCUCCGAGUGGAUCGCCGCGCCGAUUCGCAUCGACUCGCCGCUCCGCCAGGCCGUGCAGUGCGAGCUCGCCAAGGUCACUGGCAACGCGACGAGUGCUACCGAGAUCAGCUUGAAGGCUAGCCACGAGUACGGGAACUUGCUCGUGAAGGUGUCCAUGGUCGGCCAACCCCAGCCGCUCAUGGAGUGCGUGGCCGAGCAGGGUUUCUUCUCUUUGAGCGCCAGCUACCUGGAGGACGUGUGCGACGCCAUGGAGUGGCCGUACACGUCCACGACGUUGGCGGGCUUGCUCAAGUCAAUGGCCGAGAGCAUAUGGCCUGGGUGCGGCCCCGAUCAGGUCAACAAGGUCCUGGAGGCCCGCAUGGCGCACAUGGAUGGCGUCGACGGGCUCGAGGACUUGUUGGGGGUCGAAUGGGUUACCGACAUGCUCGACAAGUCAACGACAGAGGAGGUUCUCGAGGAGAUCAAGAGCGCCAAGUCGUUCAAG
Prorocentrum cordatum is the source of this 1102-nucleotide messenger RNA. The record is from the annotation of a GenBank genome assembly. Lineage: Eukaryota; Dinophyceae; Prorocentrales; Prorocentraceae.